AUGGGUAAAAGCAGCUUGAGAAUGAAAACUCAGGGCAAGAACGGUGGCGUUGGCAAAAAAGUACAAAAAAAGAGGCCGAUCAGCACCGCUGAGAGGAAGAGAACCAAGUUGCAAGUGGAAAAGCUAAACAAAAGCAGUGAGAUAAUGAUACCGACUCUGUUACGGGAGACAGCCACGCAAGAACCGACUAAAAAGAGGGCCAAAUCAACUUUGAAAGCCGAAGAGCUCGUUAAGGACCAGGCAAAGGACUGCAAGGUGCGAGAACAGAUUCAAACGGAAAAAUCGAAGACAAACGAUAGCAUGCUGGAGCAGAUUGAAAUGAUAUCCGGAUUUUCCCUAUAG
Molecule: messenger RNA, 342 nt
Organism: Saccharomyces kudriavzevii IFO 1802
Lineage: Eukaryota; Fungi; Ascomycota; Saccharomycetes; Saccharomycetales; Saccharomycetaceae
Gene: ADF1
Product: Adf1p
Exons: 1
Coding region: 1-342 (113 amino acids)
Source: RefSeq, a predicted model, not a curated record